Molecule: messenger RNA, 1476 nt
Organism: Aethalodelphis obliquidens (Pacific white-sided dolphin)
Lineage: Eukaryota; Metazoa; Chordata; Mammalia; Artiodactyla; Delphinidae
Product: transcription initiation factor TFIID subunit 1
Exons: 10
Coding region: 118-1437 (439 amino acids)
Biological process (GO): transcription by RNA polymerase II; RNA polymerase II preinitiation complex assembly
Cellular component (GO): transcription factor TFIID complex
Molecular function (GO): histone acetyltransferase activity; RNA polymerase II general transcription initiation factor activity; TBP-class protein binding
Source: RefSeq, a predicted model, not a curated record
CUAGGUUUUGCAGCAACCCUGGAUGAUGACAAACCUUGGUACUCCAUUUUUCCCAUUGACAAUGAGGAGCUAGUAUAUGGACGCUGGGAGGACAAUAUCAUUUGGGAUGCUCAGGCCAUGCCCCGGCUCUUGGAGCCUCCUGUUUUGACACUUGAUCCCAAUGAUGAGAACCUCAUUUUGGAAAUUCCAGAUGAAAAGGAAGAGGCUACUUCUAACUCCCCCUCCAAGGAGAGUAAGAAGGAAUCAUCUCUGAAGAAGAGUCGAAUUCUGUUAGGGAAAACAGGAGUCAUCAAGGAGGAACCACAGCAGAACAUGUCUCAGCCAGAAGUGAAAGAUCCAUGGAAUCUCUCCAAUGAUGAAUAUUACUACCCUAAGCAACAGGGUCUUCGAGGCACCUUUGGAGGAAAUAUUAUCCAGCACUCAAUUCCUGCUGUGGAAUUGCGGCAGCCCUUCUUUCCCACCCACAUGGGGCCCAUUAAACUACGGCAGUUCCAUCGCCCACCUCUAAAGAAGUACUCUUUUGGGGCACUAUCUCAGCCAGGUCCCCACUCAGUCCAGCCCUUGCUAAAGCACAUCAAAAAGAAGGCUAAGAUGAGAGAACAAGAGAGGCAAGCUUCAGGUGGUGGAGAGAUGUUUUUCAUGCGCACACCUCAGGACCUCACAGGCAAAGAUGGAGAUCUUAUUCUUGCAGAAUAUAGUGAGGAAAAUGGACCAUUAAUGAUGCAGGUUGGCAUGGCAACCAAGAUUAAAAACUACUAUAAGCGGAAACCCGGAAAAGAUCCCGGAGCCCCAGAUUGUAAAUAUGGAGAAACUGUUUACUGCCAUACAUCUCCUUUUCUAGGCUCACUCCAUCCUGGACAAUUACUGCAGGCAUUUGAGAACAAUCUUUUUCGUGCUCCAAUUUAUCUUCAUAAGAUGCCAGAAAGUGACUUCCUUAUCAUUCGCACAAGACAAGGUUACUAUAUUCGGGAAUUAGUGGAUAUUUUUGUGGUUGGACAGCAGUGCCCCUUGUUUGAAGUUCCUGGGCCCAACUCCAAAAGGGCCAAUACACAUAUUCGAGACUUUCUCCAGGUGUUUAUUUACCGCCUGUUCUGGAAGAGUAAAGAUCGGCCACGGCGGAUCCGAAUGGAAGAUAUAAAAAAAGCCUUUCCUUCCCAUUCAGAAAGCAGCAUCCGGAAGAGGCUAAAGCUCUGCGCUGACUUCAAACGCACAGGCAUGGACUCAAACUGGUGGGUGCUGAAGUCUGAUUUUCGUUUACCAACUGAGGAGGAGAUCAGGGCUAUGGUGUCUCCAGAGCAGUGCUGCGCUUAUUAUAGCAUGAUAGCAGCAGAGCAGCGGCUGAAGGAUGCUGGCUAUGGUGAGAAGUCCUUUUUUGCUCCAGAAGAGGAAAAUGAGGAAGAUUUCCAGAUGAAGAUUGAUGAUGAGGUACGGCUUUAAUCUUCAUUGGUACAUCCCAUUUAUCCUUUUUUUUUAAAA